Molecule: messenger RNA, 2198 nt
Organism: Tinamus guttatus (white-throated tinamou)
Lineage: Eukaryota; Metazoa; Chordata; Aves; Tinamiformes; Tinamidae
Source: RefSeq, a predicted model, not a curated record
ACGGUUUGUAUCUCCUUCCUGCGGCUUGCCGAAUACUUAAAUCCCUGUCGGCACCUUAUAGCAGGGCUGCUCAGGUACUUUGCACUUUGUUUCGUAAGUGAAUAAGUGCUUUUCUUUCUUUGUGUAUUGAGUUGCUUUUGAAUUGCUUCCCAUAUUUUUAUUUCAUACAAACUGAACAAUUGUGGCCCCUCUAUUUUAUUUAUAAAGGUUCAGUGUAUCUUUGCCUGCCUACAUCAAUCUGCAAGGGAGUUGCAGAAAAGCCUCAUGUUCAUCGAGCCGUGAGUCACAACCAAUUUUUAAAGCUGUUAUAACAAAAACAAAAAAAAAGUGUUUGCUUUUUUUUUCACAAGUAACUUUAAAAGUGUAGCUUAGAGAGAGGAAAAAAAAAAAGAAAAAACAUUUUCAGUAGACACAACAUUAUUCCUGGAUGCUUGCAAAUCCUAAACUAUAUUCAUACGUUAGUAUUACACAUACCUGUGUCAUAUACACAGACUAGCUUUAAAAUUGUCACAUACCAUUACCACUUUGCCUUUACUUUUAUGUAUCGUUCCCCUGACUUCCUUACUGCAGGUGUGGGCAAGAAAACUUUUCCUUUAAAACUUUUCAACAGUGGGCAUAAAAUUCUGCAGCUGAGGUCUUGAAGAAUGCAGAUGGGAGAUGAAACCAGGCAAAGGGUGAAGUUCACGGAUGAUCGGGUUUGCAAGAGCCACCUUCUGGAUUGCUGUCCACAUGAUAUCCUGGCAGGAACACGUAUGGACCUGGGAGAAUGUACAAAGAUUCAUGACUUGGCAUUGCGAGCAGAUUAUGAGAUUGCAAGUAAAGAGAGAGACCUGUUUUUUGAGCUGGAUGCUAUGGAUCACCUGGAAUCCUUCAUUGCAGAGUGUGAUAGGAGGACAGAGCUGGCUAAGAAACGCCUGGCUGAGACACAGGAAGAGAUUAGUGCUGAAGUGUCUGCAAAGGCAGAGAAAGUACAUGAGCUGAAUGAAGACAUUGGAAAACUCCUAGCUAAAGCUGAACAGCUGGGAGCUGAAGGAAAUGUGGAUGAGUCUCAGAAGAUCCUGAUGGAAGUGGAGAAGGUUCGAGCCAAAAAGAAAGAGGCGGAGGAAGAAUACCGAAACUCAAUGCCUGCAUCCAGUUUCCAGCAGCAGAAGCUGCGCGUGUGUGAGGUCUGUUCUGCAUAUCUGGGUCUCCAUGACAACGACAGGCGUCUUGCUGACCACUUUGGAGGAAAAUUACACUUGGGCUUCAUUCAGAUUCGUGAGAAACUGGAUCAGCUGAGGAAAACAGUGGCAGAAAAGCAAGAAAAAAGAAACCAGGAUCGUUUGAGACGGAGAGAAGAGAGAGAACGAGAGGAGAGAAUGGGCAGACGGUCUGGAUCAAGAAAUAGAGAUCGUCGAAGAUCACGAUCCCGGGAGAGGAGGCGGCGGCGCUCAAGAUCAGCUUCCCGGGAGAGGCGGAAGUCUCGUUCCAGGUCCCGAGACCGGCACAGGCGCCACCGGAGCCGUUCCCGCAGCCAUAGCAGAGGCCACCGACGGGGGUCCAGAGACAGGAGCUCAAAACACAAAAAAGAAGUUUGGACAAUUAGGAAGUGAGGAAGACCCUGUAAUAACUAUUACUAAAGAGCAGAUCCUCUAGAGAUCGAUCUUCAAGAGAAAAGUCCAGAGACAGAGAGAGGAAAGAGAAGAGCUCUUCUGAGAGACGGCACGAGAGCACAAAUGGCAAGUCUCGUUCCAAGAGAUCAGAAGAGAGAGAAGCUGGCGAGAUCUGAACUCAAGUGAUCUGUGUUGCACUGUAAAUAGUCUGAUAAACGUUCUACACAAAGCCUAAAUUUCCCAUUUAUAUUUACUGAAUACAACUCAUCUUUUGUAGUUUUGAAUUUUUAUUGUUUGGCAGAUAGCUGUGAGUUUGUAGAGACACAGUUACGUACUGUUUAACAGGAUCUUGUUUUAGUAGGAAUAAAUAAAUCUGAUGGAUCGUUUUCAAUACAGGCCAGUGGUUCACACACUGUUUGUCAUGACCUAAUGAUUGCGGCAGUUAAAGAGUUAAUGCUGUGGUUGGAAACCUAACCUGCUGUAAUGUUUGUAACACUUAUGCCCUUUCCAGAGCGUCUCCCUGACCCUUUGCACAGUUGGAGUUUGAGAACAGCGGUAGCACUGCUUCUAACUUUGAUUUUUUUUUUCUCUUCUGUUUGUACAUGU